CAGAACAACCAGCUGUGCGGGUGCUAAAUUCUAUUGCGCAACGCAAAAUUCUAAACACAACGCGACCGACAGCCACCCAAAAUGCAAGGCCCAAUUCAAAGGUUGGUGUACACAUUCGGUCAUCGCACCUGCGGCCAAUUGCCGCUGAUCGGCGUAGCAGCGAUAUCGAGCACAAAACCACCUGCGAUGGCGCACUCCGUCCGCCCAUCCUCCUCCUCCUCCGCCUCCUCUGCCUCCUCCGUGCUGGCCACGGAGUCCUCGAACAAGGGAAUGAUCAUCCUGAACCGCCCGAAGGCACUGAACGCCAUCAACCUGGAGAUGGUGCGCAAGAUCUACAAGCAUCUGAAGAAGUGCGAGAAGUCCAAGUCGCUGCUGAUCAUCAAGGGAACGGGCGACAAGGCCUUCUGCGCCGGCGGCGAUGUGCGCGCCCUGGUCGAGGCGGGUCCCACCGACGAGUCCAAGAGCUUCUUCCGCGAGGAGUACAGCACGAAUGCCCUGAUAGGCAACUACAAGAUUCCCUACAUCGCCAUCAUCGACGGCAUCACCAUGGGCGGCGGCGUGGGGCUCAGUGUGCAUGGCAAGUACAGGGUAGCAACCGAUAGGACCCUGUUCGCCAUGCCCGAGACGGCGAUUGGCCUGUUCCCGGACGUGGGCGGUUCUUACUUCCUGCCCCGCCUGCAGGGCAAACUGGGAAUCUACCUGGGACUCACCGGCUACCGGCUGCGCGGCGGCGAUGUCUUCUACUCGGGCAUUGCCACGCACUAUUGUGAGAGCAGCAAGAUUCCCGAGCUGGAGACGGCACUGCUCAACUGUCCCGAUGCCGACGAUGUGCCCGAGCUGCUGCAAAAGUUCCAUUCCACGCCCGAGAAACCCUUCUCGCUGCAGCCCUUCCUGGAGCAGAUCAACAGGAACUUCUCGGCGGGAACGGUGGAGGAAAUACUGGAGAAUCUGCAGAACGACGGCAGCGAGUGGGCCAAGAAGACGUUGGAGACCCUCUGCAAGGUGUCGCCUACCUCGAUGAAGGUCACGUUCCGCCAGCUGGAGCUCGGCUCGCAGCUGUCGCUGGCCCAGUGCCUCAUCAUGGAGUACCGCCUGGCCGUGCGCCACUUGGAACGCAGCGACUUCAAGGAGGGCGUGCGCGCCCUGCUCAUCGACAAGGACCAGAAGCCCCAGUGGCAGCCGGCUCAGCUGGCCGAUGUCAGCGAGGAGCAUGUCCAAUGGUUCUUCCGCAAGCUGCCGGACACCGAGGAGCUCAAACUGUAA
Molecule: messenger RNA, 1263 nt
Organism: Drosophila takahashii
Lineage: Eukaryota; Metazoa; Arthropoda; Insecta; Diptera; Drosophilidae
Gene: Hibch
Product: 3-hydroxyisobutyryl-CoA hydrolase
Biological process (GO): L-valine catabolic process
Cellular component (GO): mitochondrion
Molecular function (GO): 3-hydroxyisobutyryl-CoA hydrolase activity
Source: RefSeq, a predicted model, not a curated record